AUGGACGAUUUAGAUGCUUUGCUAGCAGAACUGGAGCAGAGCUCCUGCCCAGCCUCCAAGGACUGCGAGGUGCAGGCACUAAGCUCCUGCAAGCAGGAUCCAGCCACAGCUGUAUUCCCAGCCCCCCAUGGCUAUAAGCCACUUGCCUUGACAGCCCUGAAGCCGCUGCCACCCUUUCCUCCACUCACUGCAGCUACCCAGCAGGUUCUGGAGGAUCUGGGCCACAUGCAGAGCAAGGAGCUCGGCAUCACAGUCACCACCCCCACUGGCAUCUGCACCACCUGCCACAAGCCCAGCGCUUGCAAGGUGCUCACAGCCCUGGGCAUAACCUGGCACCCUGAGCACUUCACCUGCACCUACUGCAGGCGGAAGCUGGGUGGCCAGCCCUUCUUCGAGUGGGGUGGAUGGGCAUUCUGUGAAGACUACCACCAGGAGUUCUCCCCCUGUGCUUACUGUGCUGGCCCCAUCCUGCACAGAGUCCUGAUGGCCCUAGGCCAGACCUGGCACCAAAACUUCUUCUGUGCCCACUGCAGGAAGGUGUUUGGAGAUGAGAGUAAGUCCCAGAGGAACACUGUGGGGGGUGGGAAGCCAUCCUGACACUGGGAGUUCCUGGACAUGUUUGCCCCAAAAUGCCAAGGCUGCAAGUGCCCUGUCAUCAACAAUUACCUGUCAGCCCUGCAGGGUGUCUGGCAUCCCAAGUGCUUCAUGUGUGCAGUGAGUGGGCAUGGGCUUGCUGGUGGCUCCUUCUUUGAGCUAGAGGGUCGGCCCUACCCAAAGCUGCACUUCCACCAGCAGCAGGGCAGCAUCUGCCACAGCCACAGCUGUGUCACGGUUGCGGGGCGCAAAUACCAUCCAGAGCACUUCAUCUGCACCUACUGCCCAUGCCAGCUGCAGAAAGGCACCUUCCAAGCAAGCAACAAGAUGUACUGCCAGGCCUGCCAUGACAAGCUCUUCCUCCGACUUCUAGCCCUCCUGUAUACAGUUAGCCUUUCUGCCUGGCUGGGUGUCCCUAGUACUGUCCAUCCCAUCAACAUCCCACACAGCAAUGUCACUGGCACUGGUCCAAAUGUCCCCGGCAUUGUUACUGCCAAGCCAGACAUCGCAAGCAUUUCUUGUCCCCCUGCCCUCAAGACAUUCCUGGCAUUGUCCCUGCCAAGUCCUGGGUACUGUCCCCCUCACCCAAAGCAAUAA
Calypte anna (Anna's hummingbird) is the source of this 1191-nucleotide messenger RNA. RefSeq names its product leupaxin. Gene Ontology annotation, cellular component: adherens junction; filamentous actin; Z disc. Gene Ontology annotation, biological process: muscle structure development; actin cytoskeleton organization. The record is from RefSeq and is a predicted model, not a curated record. Lineage: Eukaryota; Metazoa; Chordata; Aves; Apodiformes; Trochilidae. Gene Ontology annotation, molecular function: muscle alpha-actinin binding; actin binding.